Xyrauchen texanus (razorback sucker) is the source of this 2073-nucleotide messenger RNA. Its product is annotated as myogenin-like. Gene Ontology annotation, biological process: muscle organ development; positive regulation of myoblast differentiation; positive regulation of transcription by RNA polymerase II. Gene Ontology annotation, molecular function: RNA polymerase II cis-regulatory region sequence-specific DNA binding; DNA-binding transcription factor activity, RNA polymerase II-specific; protein dimerization activity. The transcript is spliced from 3 exons. Lineage: Eukaryota; Metazoa; Chordata; Actinopteri; Cypriniformes; Catostomidae. Bases 820 to 1581 code for a protein of 253 amino acids. The record is from RefSeq and is a predicted model, not a curated record.
CAAGACAAUAUUUUAUGAGACACGCAGAAUAGAACAGCAAGAGAGUUCAUGGACAAAGAUUGAGCAGAUGAUUAAAAAAAGAUUGGCAUAUAGCAUACAAGCAGAACUUUUAAGUUAUGUGGAACUUAAAAGCAUAAAAACGGCAUGGUCACCAGGGAAAUUACCAAUUUGAUUUAUUGCAUUGUCUCUGCAACUUCUAUACAGUGUGAGUGAAAGCAGUUUAGGAGACCAUUACUAUUCACCCUCUUUAAUAAAUAAUUCUGGCUGAGCUAGACAAAUAAUUAAGUGGUAUUAAUACAUAACAGUGAUAACUAAACAGAACUUGUCUACCUUAGGGUGAUACUGUCUGAUGACAAAGAUUUAAAUCAGUUAAUUAAAGAGCCAUAGUGGAUCUUUUAUAUCUGCUGUAGUCUGUUUGAAUUCCAUGGCACACGGAUUAUGUUCCUGGACUUUCAACAGCGGCCUGACGCCGGUCUUGAAGCAAACCGGUCCCAAAUCCCCAGAAGAUUGGGGAAUGAAAAGGGAUGUAAAGUUUAGAUAUGUGGCAACAGCUAAACGCCGGGUCAGGUUUCUCAGAGCCCUGGCUAUAUUUAACCUACUGAUCUAACACCAGGCAGAGUGUUUAAAUGCCACCACUGCAGUUGGUGCGGAGCAGUUGUCGUCCACAGAUCUUCUUCGGCACGAGCUCAGCCUAGGGAUUCGUGUUCAGUGCAUACAUACACACACACAAGCUCACAAGGACCGGAAAGGACCUAUUCCUCGUAUUCAGAGAAGACAGAACAGAGCCAGUGGACUCUACAUCAAUUCCAACUGAAAGACAUGGAGCUUUUUGAGACCAACCCCUACUUCUUUGCAGACCAGCGGUUUUAUGAAGGUGGCGAUAACUUCUUCGCCUCCAGGGUCACUGGAGGCUUUGACCAAGCAGGAUAUCAGGAUAGAAGCUCCAUGAUGGGGUUGUGUGGGGAUGGAAGGCUGCUGUCAUCUGGCGUGGGACUGGAGGACAAACCGUCCCCAUCUUCCAGCUUGGGUCUGUCCAUGUCUCCUCACCAGGAGCAGCAGCACUGUCCGGGUCAGUGUCUUCCCUGGGCCUGCAAGGUUUGUAAGCGCAAAACGGUGUCAAUGGAUCGUCGGAAAGCUGCCACUAUGAGGGAGAAGAGGAGGCUGAAGAAGGUGAAUGAGGCCUUUGAGGCUCUCAAGAGAAGCACACUGAUGAAUCCCAACCAGAGGUUGCCUAAAGUGGAAAUCCUACGCAGUGCCAUCCAGUACAUCGAGAGACUGCAGGCUCUGGUGAGCUCUCUCAACCAGCAGGAACAUGAACAGAACAGCCUAAAUUACAGCACCGCAGCUCCACAGAGGGUGUCCUCCUCCAGCGAGCAGGGCUCAGGCAGCACCUGCUGUAGCAGUCCAGAGUGGAGCAGCACGUCGGACCAUUGCGCCCCAGCCUACAGCUCCACCCACGAGGUUCUCCUGAACGACGACUCCUCGGAGCAGACCAACCUGAGGUCUCUGACUUCUAUUGUGGACAGCAUUACGGGAACAGACACCACUGCAGUCCCCUAUUCAGUGGACAUUAGCAAAUAAAUGAGGUUGACCACAACAUGAUGCUCAGACCACCUUUCAGCAAUCAUAACAGCACUAUCUACUGCACCCGAGGUGAAUUAAGAACCUUAUAAAAGUCAUAAAACCCUUGGGGGCAUUAUUUCCAGACAAAUCUAGAGGUCCAUAUUAGUAUAUUUCCAAGUGUUUUUUUAAAUCUCUGUUGGAAUAAAAAAGAAUUUCAAAUAAGCCUAAUUCCUGCUGAAACUUAACACAUGCAGGUGGAUAUUUUGAUAGUUUGUCCUUUCCUUUUGAUUCCUGAGUUUUCAGUCUAUUUGUGUGUGCUUUAUGCUUACCAACAAAACUGUAUUUAUGGGUCCAAUGUUUUACUCCAUGGUUUUGACCAAGUUCUGCUUAAUUUAAACUAGUUCUGAAUGCCAGUCAUGUAAAUAUGUUCCUAUUUUCUACAGAGUGGUUUUGUUAUUUUAUUUUCUAUUUUUUUCUGAGUGUUUGGAAUUAUUUAUUUCGACUUUUACA